ACGUCCCUGCGACGUCGUACGGAUGUGUUGUAUAUGUUCUGGUGGGACUAACGGCUGAGCGAUCACUCAAGAAAAUGAACGGUGCACGGUUAUAGAAAGUUUGCCGCCAAUAGUUAAUGUCGGCACCGUUGUGAUAACCACGUGCGUCCGAUUUGCGCUAUUUCCGGUGGUGUUUAGGAUCUGUGAAGGGUGUUUUAGAUGACUCCAUGCCUGUGCUAAUGGGGGUGUUGUGAUUGUGCGCGCUGAAAAGCCCUUUUCCAUCCGCCAUGUCGGAUAACAGGGCCGCUUGGGAAGGCAAUAUGUGGUGGCCCAAUGCGGACCAACAGCAGAUGCUUCAGCAGAUGCAAAACCAACAGCAGCAACAGCAACAGAAUGCUGAAACUGCAAUCAGUUCGUCCAGCCAAACAGCGCACAACCAACUGUUCAGCUAUAAAAUGGCGAGCGCUUUUGAAAACACAAACACUUCCAACUCGAAUGCCAGUAAUCAGUAUAGUAAUGCGGGAUUAGACUAUAACCAACAAGGACAUUGGUGGAAUUACCAGCAACAGCAAGCACAGGAUCUACAGAGUUCAGCGCUGCAGGGGCUGCAAAAUAUGUCCAACCAACAGCAGCAAACGAUGCAGCAGAAUCAGGUGCAUCAAGAUACGCAAUCUAGACAGGACGAAGCUCAGCGACAAGAAGUUACCCGUCAGCACCAAGAGGCUGUUCAUAGACAGCAGCAAGACGAAUACAGGCUGCACCAAGAAGCCAUCGAGCAUCAUCGUCAAGCGAUCGCAGAAGCACAGGCUCGCCAUCACCAAUUGCAGCAGCAAACCCAUCAGUUGCAGCAUCAGCUACAACAGCGAAAUAACCACCACCAGGUAUUACAGCAACACCAGCAGAUUUCACAACCGAAAGGCAGAAUGCCGAAAAAGGGAGAUUCGAAACCCAGGGGUCGAAUGACCGCUUAUGCAUUCUUUGUGCAAACAUGCAGAGAAGAGCAUAAGAAGAAACACCCCGAAGAAAACGUCGUAUUUGCUGAAUUCUCAAAGAAAUGCGCCGAAAGGUGGAAGACCAUGUUGGACAAAGAAAAGAAACGCUUUCACGAGAUGGCUGAGACUGACAAGAAGCGCUAUGAUACAGAAAUGCAGAGCUACACUCCACCUAAAGGGGAGAAGCAGCGAGGCAAGAAGCGAAAACAAAUUAAGGACCCCAAUGCGCCUAAGAGAUCAUUGUCGGCAUUCUUUUGGUUCAGCAACGACGAGCGUGGCAAAGUUAAGGCUCAAAACCCGGAAUACGGUGUCGGCGAUAUCGCCAAAGAGUUGGGCAGAAGGUGGGCUGAUGCCGAUCCAGAAGUGAGGUCAAAGUUCGAGGCUUUGGCAGAUAAGGACAAAAUCAGAUAUGAGAAAGAAAUGACAGCUUAUAAAAAGAAGCUGAACCCGGUUGUCCAACCACCUGUACCUGAAGAAGAGCCGGAAGAUGAAGACGAUGGGGACGAUGAUGACGACGAGUAAAUUAGUAGCGCCCUGCUCUGAUCGUUCGCCUUCUCAUUCCCUCAGGUUCCGACUGAUUACUACUUUUCAUUGUUCCAAAGUGUUAUUUUUUAGUACAAUAACUACUCUUCUCGUUUUUAUUUUGAUAAUUUAUCGAAUAAAACACUAACUACUCAUUCACGGUGUGUUUUGUUCAGGAUGUUAGUCAAUGGACACAUUGGCACAAUGAUUAGGGUAGUCAGUUGUCUUUUGUAUAUAGUUAUCCCGUAGCAUUGUAAUUUUAUUCAUAAUUAUGUUUUUUACCCGUUCAGUGUGUAUUUAUAGCAGACUUGAAUUUCAAAAAAAUCUCUUGCGAGUAUUUGAAAUUCGGGUUCUGUUAUCGACUGAGUGUGUUACGAGUCGUGUGCAGGUACCCACAAUGGUAAACCAGGCGUUGUGUUUGUCCCAGUUAGCGUAGAUACCGUUUUUUUAUUUCAUCAGAAAAAUCCGCGAUAAUUUCCGGACCGUUUCAUCAACGAGGAUGUAUAGGAAUCCACACAACUACCUCCAAUUAGUGCGUCAAUUGCAAAUUAGUUGAGAAAAAAGAGUUAUUAUUAUGCAGUGGCGGCGGGUGUAUAAGCGCUACAUUAGUGCAAAACUAGCGGGUUAUUGUUGCUUUUUUUGGAGUUUCGGGGAAAAAACAAGGAUAUUCGCGAUUCUAAUGUUUCCAGAUCUAUUAGAAGAGUUCUGUAGAUAGACUGAGAUACAACAUUUUAUUAACCAUUAUCGGGUUUUUAAAUUCACUUAACGACAACUGAUUGGUUAUAAACAUUCAAAGCACGAUUUGCCCAAUGGCUAUAACCUAUUGAAAAAGUUUUGCAAUAGGCAAUUGUAAUAACAGCUGCUUAUUUGCAAAAAUUGUCGAAUGUUUUAAGUUUUUACUGGGUGCCGUUGCUGUAUCCGUUGUCCACGUGAAGAAACCGGUCUGGAAACUGUUUGCAAGCUAGCGCCUUCAAAAACGUUUACUUUAAUUCCUACAUAUCUAGUUUAAGAUGAUCAGCUUCCCAAUAGAUUUCAAAAUUUGCCUUUAGCGGCGCAAGAGGCCAACUCUCCGCGUUCUAAAAGCAAUGUACUAUAAUUUCCUGUACAGUCUUAAGACGGAAUCACUCGACCAAUUUAAUUUUCCAUAACUUGCAUCCUGUAGUGGUUUACAUGACAGGUUUUUGAAAAUGUCUAAUAGUGGUUGAAUUAUUUUUUCGGGCGUUGAACACUUAGUGUUUUAUGAAAAUUUUCCUGUACCGCGAUAUGAAUUUUUUGUUUUCAUUGUGUCCAAAAUUACCAAUUUUAUCCACAUAACAAUUAAACAUGCCCUUUGGCAUCUUUUAUAAUAAGUUUUGCAAGGGCAUGAUCUCGACACGCAUUUUCUCAAGUUGGUAAUUUUGGUAGUUAAAGUAUUUGAGAUGUAAUCGAUUUACCAAUUCCCCUAGAGCAUAAGCAGAGCAUAUUUUUAUUAUUUCUUGAUUGUGGCUAUUUAAUACUCGAUGAGCAUAUUUGGAGCAAUUGUAUUACGCGCCCAAUUAGGGUUGGGAGUUCGAUCCAAUUGCUGGAUACGCUUCUAUGUAUUCAAAUAACACUACAUUAUGGAAUGGUAAAAAGUACUUUGGAAGGAACGAAAUUCCUAGAUGAACAUGCGGCUAUUUCUUAUUUAUUUUUUUCUAUAUCAAAACGACAAGGAAAUGAAAAUAAUAGGUCCAUAAUGUUUUUGCCUUUGGAAGGAUUUGCAAAAUGCCAACAGAUCUAUAUUUUCCAACAAAUAGGCCAUUUGUCGCUCUGUUUUAUUUAUAGGGCCUGAUUGAUUGAUUAACACUAAGCAAUGUUUGUUUUUUAUAAUGUCUAGGGAGAAAUAAAAUAAAAUGAAAUAAAAUUUUCGAAA
This is a messenger RNA of Dendroctonus ponderosae (mountain pine beetle), 3384 nucleotides long. Its product is annotated as polycomb protein Scm. Gene Ontology annotation, biological process: regulation of transcription by RNA polymerase II. The transcript has 7 exons. Gene Ontology annotation, molecular function: zinc ion binding; DNA binding, bending; protein binding. The record is from RefSeq and is a predicted model, not a curated record. NCBI's taxonomy places the organism in Eukaryota, Metazoa, Arthropoda, Insecta, Coleoptera, Curculionidae. Bases 267 to 1493 code for a protein of 408 amino acids. Gene Ontology annotation, cellular component: nucleus.